AAAACCCUUUAUAUAAUUUAAAUUGGGAGCCAUUUGAAAAGAUUAUUGUGAGCGUCAUAUUAGAGUUCACCCUGUAGAGGAAUAGCGCACACGAGUCACCCUGUGCCAUGAGACUCGCUGGUUUAGUUAAACCGCUGCGGCUGUUGCGCGUAAAUAUAAACAAACGCCUGAUUUCUGCACAGUAUUAUGCAACUGAAGCUGGACAAGAGGAAUAUGCUUUUAAUAGCAAAGAGUAUUUAGAUUUUAAGAAACAAUUGAGACAGCAGAACGUUUACACCAAAGAUGGACACACGUGCCUACAAGUGGAAUGCCGGCUAUGCGAACGUUUGCCGGCUGCAGCAACAACAACAGCGUCUCGUACACAGGCUCCAUUGGCUUACAUAAAUAAGAGAACGGGCGCCUUUAUUUGCCCAAACUGUGAUGUGAAAGUUUCGUUGGCGCAUGCAUUGGCGGCUUAUCAGACAGUAGCUCCGGCCGGCUUUCAGCGCCUGCCCGUAAGGUCGCUGGAAUAUGUAACACGUUAUCCGAAUCUGAUAAGUGUAACAGCUGAGGCUUGUGAAGCGCUAGGCCUGAAGGGCUUAAAGGAGGCACAGCUGAAUGCCAUUGGAGCGCUGUAUGAGCCCGAGCAAAACCUACUGCAUUUCAAGCUACGCAAUGCAUCGCAUAAAGUAGUUGGUGAAAAGGUUCUUCAUCUUGGGGAUCGCAGCGAGCAAACAUUUCAGUGCAGCUCAAGUUCUGGCCUGCUAAUACACGGCAUUGGAAACAAGAGUAAAGCUGUGCUUGUGAGCAAUCUCUUGGACUUUAUUGUGCUGGCCACGCAAAACAUUGAGACACACUGUAUAAUCUGCUUGCCGUAUGCGCUGCAGCAGCUACCGCAGGAGUGCUUGCCUGGGCUGGAGCGUUUCAAGGAGGUGGUCUUCUGGAUGCACUAUGAUGCCACACAUAGUUGGGAUGCGGCACGCGCAUUUGCCCACAAAAUGGAUGAGAAACGCUGUCUGUUGAUACGUCCCACUGAAACGGAACCAGCGCCACAUGUGGCUCUGAAGCGCCGCCUCAAUGUUCGCCACAUAUUGGCCAAGGCGACACCAGUGCGUCACAAGGCGAUUACCACAUUCCACGCCUUGCGCAACGACAUUCUAAGUGAGCUGCAGAAUAUUGAGAAGGUAAAUGGUGUCAAAUGGAAACGCUUUCCGGUGCUCAACAAGUUACUCAAGGGACAUCGCAAGGGCGAGCUGACCAUACUUACUGGGCCAACGGGCAGCGGCAAGACAACCUUCACCAGCGAAUAUUCUCUGGAUCUGGCCAUGCAGGGCGUGAGCACGCUCUGGGGUUCAUUCGAGAUACGCAACACGCGUCUGGCUGCCACAUUGUUACGCCAAUUUGUGGGUUAUCCGUUGGAUGAUAAGCUACAAGAGUUUGAGCACUGGGCUACAGAGUUUGAGCGUUUGCCGCUCUUCUUCAUGACCUUUCACGGCCAGCAGCCACUCAAGCCUGUGCUGGAGGCGAUUGAGCACGCUCAGUACGUGCACGACAUUUCCCACGUAAUCAUAGAUAAUUUACAGUUUAUGAUGGGCGUAUCAUCGUAUCGCGGCGACAAGUUUUGGGAACAGGAUUCAAUUAUAGCAGCGUUUCGUGGCUUUGCCACCAAGCAUAACGUGCAUGUCACGCUGGUGAUGCAUCCUCGCAAAGAACGGCAGGAGGAUGAGCUGACAACGAGCUCGGUCUUCGGCACAGCAAAGGCCACACAGGAGGCUGAUAAUGUUCUAAUCAUACAGGACAAGCGACUGACCGCAGUGCGCGGCAAAAAGUAUCUACAAGUUGCCAAAAACCGCUAUAGCGGCGAUCUGGGCAUAAUGCCAAUGGAAUUCGACAAGGAUGCGCUCAGCUACUCCAGUUCGGCGCAGAGCGCUAAGCGGCGAAGAGAACGAGAAAAGACAUCACCAACUGAAAGUUGACCUCAGUUACAAAUGCACUUAAAUUACUUAUCUAUUUUAUUUAAUACUAUAGGCUAUGCUAAAAUGUUGAAAUAUUUG
Molecule: messenger RNA, 2033 nt
Organism: Drosophila hydei
Lineage: Eukaryota; Metazoa; Arthropoda; Insecta; Diptera; Drosophilidae
Gene: mtDNA-helicase
Product: twinkle protein, mitochondrial
Exons: 3
Coding region: 108-1955 (615 amino acids)
Biological process (GO): mitochondrial DNA replication
Cellular component (GO): mitochondrion
Molecular function (GO): ATP binding; 5'-3' DNA helicase activity; single-stranded DNA binding
Source: RefSeq, a predicted model, not a curated record